AUGGACGCCUCCUCCCUCCGCAUCUCCAAGUUCGAUGGAACUAACUUCCACGCCUGGAAGUUCAAGAUGCAGAUGGUGCUGGAGGAACGGGACCUAUGGGAGGUCGUCAGCGGUGAGAUCAAGGCGGAACAGUGCGAGACUCAGUUGGACCAAGCGACGUACAAGAGGAAGUCAAGAAAGGCGAUGGCAGUGAUCUGUCUAGCCAUGGAAGAUUCCCAGCUACCGUUGGUCCGGUCGGCAAGUGGUGCAUGCGACGCAUGGUCAAGGUUGGAAGACCACUUCGAGAAGAAGAGUCUUGCCAACAAGCUGUUCUUGCGCCGUCGCUUCUUCACGACAAUGAUGGAAGAAGGCGACGAUGUGCUCGAACACAUCAACAAGCUCAAGACGCUGGCGGAACAGCUAGAAGCGGUGGGGGCUCCAGUCUGCGAGGACGAUCUGGUGAUCACACUCCUCGGCAGCCUGAGUGACUCGUAUCAAUUCUUGAUCACAGCUUUGGAGUCGCGCUCAGACACUCUUAGCUGGGAGCUCGUGACGUCUCGACUGCUUCAUGAAGAAAUGAAGCGGAAGGAGCAAGGAAGUAAAGGUGAUGAAGCUUCGCAAGGUCAAGCGUUCAUCACAAGGGACAAUCAGCGCAAAGGGCGACCAGUGAAGAAGUCCUGGCCGUGCCACAAUUGCGGAAAGAUUGGUCACUGGAUGGCGGAGUGUCCCUCGCGCAUCCAAGAAAACACGGAGAGACACCGGCCACAGCGUGCUCAAGACAGCGGCGACCGCUAUCGAUCACAACGUGCAAACGUCGCUCAAGAAGAAGACUCGGGCGACUACCUCUUUUCGAUCGGUGAAACGACAUCUGCGAAAUCGAGCGACAUCUGGCUGGUCGACUCCGGGGCGACGCAGCACAUGACGUGCUCCAAGAAGUUCAUGCGGAACUACAAGGGGUUUGACGCUGUGGAUGUCCAUCUCGCGGAUGAUGGAAUCGUCCAAGCAAUCGGCAGUGGGGACAUUGUCAUGUCGAUGAAGACACCCCAAGGGAUGAAGAAAGGUGUGCUCACAAACGUGUGGCACAUCCCAAAGUUAUCCAGAAACCUGUUCUCGGUCGGCCGCUUCACCAAGGAUGUCGGCCCAGUGACGUUCACGAAGGAUGGGUGCUAUGGAGAAGCGAAAGGGACUAAGUGGAAAAUUGGUGCCCGUGAAGGUAAAGAACUGUUCAAGCUGCAAAUGACUCCAGUGGCGCCGGAACAAGCAAAUGCAGCCAAGUCGUCGGGAUGUCAAGGGGGCACCAAGUCGUACCUCUGGCACCUUCGGCUUGGCCACAUAGGUCAUGAUGGACUCAAUUGCAUCGUGACGAAGAACAUUGGAAUUGGCAUCGACAUAUCUUCGGUGAAGAAGUGGGACGUGUGUGAAGGUUGUGCUCUGGGAAAACAGACUCGAGUGCGCUUCCAAUCAAACAAUACAGCUCGCACCUCCAAACUCCUCGAAGUGAUUCACAGUGACGUAUGCGGACCGAUGUCGAUGGCAACUUUCAGUGGAAAACGGUACUUCGUGACAUUCAUCGAUGACAAGUCAAGAUACUGUGUCGUCUAUCUGCUCAAGAGCAAAUCUGAAGUUGCGGCGAAGUUCAUGGAAUACGCUGCGAUGGCCGAAACGCAAACCGGAAAGCGCGUGAAGUACCUUCAAAGCGACAAUGGGGGUGAAUACAAGUCCGACAAGCUGGCACGAUUCUGCGCGGAACGGGGAAUACAACAAAGGUUCACACCCCCAUAUACUCCUCAGCUAAACGGAGUAGCUGAGAGAAUGAAUCGCACGCUGGUCGAGUGUGCGCGUUGCAUGAUGGAACACGCUGGACUGGGAAAGAGCUACUGGGGUGAAGCAGUGAUGACGGCGAUGUUUCUUCGAAACCGCUGUCCAACACGUGCCAUUCACCAAGACAAGUCUCCAUAUCAAGUGUGGACGAUGAAGAAACCGAUUCUGGCCAACCUUAAAGUGUUUGGAUGCCACGCGUAUGUUCAAGUGCCUCAAGACAAACGCGCGAAGUUCGACUCCAAGUCAUCACUCUGUCGUUUCCUGGGAUACGCCGAACACCAGAAGUCAUAUCGAUUUGAGGAAGUGUCAACAGGAGCGAUCAAGAUCAGUCGCGAUGCCACAUUCAUGGAAGACAAGUUUGAUGAAGGUCCGCGCAACUACAACGAUGAGUCAAGUGUCGUUGAGUUUGAUGAUCAUGAUGAGGACGAAGAAAAAGAAGAAGGUAAAACUGACGACGACAUGGACUCGAGCGACGAUGACAACGAAGACACCAGGUCUUCGAAGAGCAACAUCAAGAGACACACGCGCACUCAAUCACUUGAGAAAGCUACCGUCAUUCCAAGUCCCAAGCGAAGAACAUACAGAGGUCCGUCGCUUGAGCAUGUGUCAGCGGCUGCAAUGGAUUUUGAAGCAGCCUACAUCGUUGAUUCAGUGGGGAAACGCCGACUACAUUCAAGUCGGCGAUGGAAUCAAGCGACUCCGGCAAGUGGAAAGAAGCGUGUGACUCGGAGUUCGAUUCGCUUCAGAGAAACGACACGUGGGAAAUCGUGCCUCUUCCGAAAGGUCGCAAGGCCAUCGGGUGCCGAUGGGUUUUCGUGUAAAGGAGAAUCAAGAUGGCGAAGUUGA
Peronospora matthiolae is the source of this 2646-nucleotide messenger RNA. NCBI's taxonomy places the organism in Eukaryota, Oomycota, Peronosporomycetes, Peronosporales, Peronosporaceae. The record is from the annotation of a GenBank genome assembly.